Messenger RNA from Rhineura floridana, 3342 nucleotides. RefSeq names its product T cell activation inhibitor, mitochondrial (gene TCAIM). NCBI's taxonomy places the organism in Eukaryota, Metazoa, Chordata, Lepidosauria, Squamata, Rhineuridae. The transcript is spliced from 11 exons. Bases 388 to 1863 code for a protein of 491 amino acids. The record is from RefSeq and is a predicted model, not a curated record. Gene Ontology annotation, cellular component: mitochondrion.
AAGGGAGCCUUUCCUGCCCAUGCGCAGAAGGUGCGCGCGCACGCGCACUUUGGGCGUCGGAGACUGAGGGCUGUGUGCGGUGGCGCCCGCGUGAAGAGCUGAGCUUUAGAGCGGCGCGCGCCCUACUCUGUAGGCGGCAAUAAGCGGGAAAGGGGAGUGGUGAUGUGACGACGUCGACUCCACCCACUGUGGACCUCCAGCGACUCAGGUGUCUGUCCCGGCCCGCGAGGUCACCGGCCGACUGACCGAGUCAGCCCACUAACGCCGCACCAGGGUCCCUUUUCCGCGGAAGGCGAUGGGCGCCACGUCCCCGCCAGAAGCAGCUGCAGCAGCAGGGCGACGAGGAAGAAAUUCAGAGGUAAUUGGAAAUCAAGAUUAAGCACUGAGAUGUUUUGCCAUUGGGGAUCUGUGAGGAGAUCGUGUCUCAAGAAACUACCACUGCAGCUUGUUAUCCAGGCAAGAACUUUAUCAGGGGCCGAUGCUGUCAAUGCUCUGCGACCAUUCUAUUUUGCAGUGCAUCCAGAUUUCUUUGGCCAGCAUCCUAGGGAAAGGGAGAUCAAUGAAAAUUCUUUGAAGAGAUUAAAUGGGUAUUUGGAGAAUCUCCAGAAACCAGGUUUCAGGUCUUUUAAACCAACUCAGCUCACUUUUUAUGUACGAGAGAGAGAACAAAAUCCUUCUAAUGUUCAAGAAUCAUUUGGUUCUUCAGGAUUUCGAGCAGUCAGUUUCACCUUGCGCACUAGAGACCUACUAAGUACAGUACUGGACAUCUUGAACUCCUGUAGCUUAUCGACAGAGCAUGUCCAAAGCUUGAAUGGCAAUGUGGAUACUCGGUCUACCCAAGGAGCAGAAAGAACCUUCCCCAGGCCUAUCAAAUGGGACAAGACAUAUUACUGUUUUACUGGAUUCAAGGAUCCCGAGGAAGAACUUGAACAGGCUCAAAGGAUGGAAACUACUCUAAAUUCUUGGUUAGAUAAUAAUGGAAAGAGUGCAGAAAAAAAGUUGAAGAAUAGCUUACCACUCAGGGAAGAACUAGACCGUUUGAAAGGUGAAUUGUCUCAUCAGCUACAGCUCUCUGAUAUCAGAUGGCAGAGGAGCUGGGGCAUUGCCCAUCGAUGUAGCCAGCUACACAGUCUAAGUCGGUUAGCUCAACAGAGCCCGGAAGCACCAAGAAAUGCCAAAGGACGCACUGUGAUAUUUACAGACCGUUCAGGCAUGAGCGCAACAGGCUAUGUUAUGCUAGGAACUAUGGAUGUUCACCACCACUGGACAGAAAUUUUUGAGAGAUUGCCAAGCUACUCUGCACUUCAAAGAAAAGUACUGGUUUUGGAGGACCGUAUAAGCCAUCUUUUGGGAGGCAUACAAAUAACAUACGUUGAAGAGCUGCAACCAAUGCUGACACUUGAAGAGUAUUACUCUAUUCUUGACAGCUUUUAUAAUCAAGUGCGUAACAGCAGACUUCCAUUUCACCCUCGCAGUCUGCGUGGAUUACAAAUGAUUCUAGAAAGUGACAGGUAUGCACCAAGUCUGCAUGAACUAGGACAUUUCAUCAUCCCAACCAUCUGUGAUCCAGCAGCGCUCCAAUGGUUUAUCAUCACUAAAGCACAACAAGCAAGAGAGAAACUGAAAAAAAAGGAAGAGUUAAUGGUGCUAGAGAAGGAACUGAUCAAGGCUUCCACUGAAAAAUUUUGUCUCCAGCGACUAUAUAAGGAGCCUAGCGUUUCCAGCGUGCAAAUGAUCCAUUCGUGCAAGAGACUGCUGGAGGCGUCACUUCCCAACCUUCAAGGCAUGCACCUCUGCAUUUCCCACUUCUAUUCUGUGCUGCAGGACGGAGACCUCUGUAUCCCUUGGAACUGGAAGCACUGAGGGCACCACCUAAAUGAUCUGGCCAGUCCAAUAUUUUGUAUAGGAGCAAGCAAACACUACUUAAAACUUUUUAGAGUAAAUUACUGAGAUGCACAUUUUUUCUUGCCAGUAUUACACAAGUAACCCAAGACUUCUCCUUGGUUUUUAACUGCUGUUCACAAAGCAACAAACUACUGUCAAUUUGUUUAUACAGUCUCGCAAAAGGCUGAAUGGUUUCAAUGUGAAGUCUGGGAUUACUUUGUUUCAAAAUAAUUACUGAAAGAAUUGGUUGGAGUGAGUUAUAUAAAACUUGAACAAACUAAAGAGGACAAAAACUGUAGAUACCCCUUCUAAUAUACAUUAACAGUAUGGAUUUUAAUAUAUACGAAAUUGUGCUUAGAGGACUGAAGAUGGGAUUGAAGCUCAUCUCUGACACAGAUAUUCCUCUCAGACAAUGUUGGACUGUAAAAACUGAAGAAAGGAUAUUUUUUCAGAAGUUACCAAUAUUCUAGGUGUGCAUUUGUAUAUAAAAUAUAUUGCAAUGACAGAGUAUUUAUUUUGCAAAGGUAUCGUACAGCUUGUUUUGAGAAUAUAUUAUAAAUGUCUGUUAAAAACCUGUACCAAUUAGCAUUGCACUUUCAACAUACUUUUUUAGAUAAACUUACAAACUUCUCUUUCUGUACAUGAUUCGUAAGCUAUUCUCUUUUCAACCACGAGGCUGAUAUGUGAAUCUCUGUAAGUGUGCUUACAACUUACUCCAGCUGAAGCAUAGUUUCUGUCCAUGCAGAAUCUGCCUGUGCACAUGAGUGGGUGCUGUGGGAUAUCUUCCUGGAAGACUGAUGUCCCUCUCAUCACUUAGGACACCCCUGUGCCAAAAGCAGGAAGGCAUCUGUACAGAGUGAAGAAUCAACUCAGAGUGAAGAAUCAACUAAGUCCCUAAUGUUUGAUAUUUCAGAUCCCUGAAAUAAGUACCUUGAAGAUGUGCCCUACUGCCUUUAGAUAGAUUAUAUAGGUCAUGUGCAUAAGAUACGUGGAAACUGUGCCAAAUGAGUACAAGCAUGAGGAAGAGUGUUGAGAAAAUUUGUUUGCUAAGAGACUGUAACCAAUCUAUAGUCAAAAGAAUUGAAGGAAACAUAUUAGUGGUGUAAAUAAGUUUACUGUACAAAUAUGAUCAGGCUAUGUUACCUUGAAUAUCACUGGGAUUAAAUGCAGAACUGUAGCUUUUUAAAUUUUAACCUUAAAUUUUACCACAAAAACUUGUGCCUUUACGAAUUGAUGGUGAAAUCCCUGAAAAGAAGAAAAGACUUGCUACUGCAAGUAGUGGAGCACCUUUGGGGCCAUUGGAAACUGCUAUCAUGCAUAUUCUCAAAGAAUAAUCCCUAAAUGUUUAGGUACAUAUUUUGUUGCUGCUGGAUGUCAGUAAUCUUGAAAGCUCUGUUGUCCUAUGUCAGUAUUUUUAAACUAUUCCUGAUGAGAUGUCAGUGUUGUUCAGAAAUAAAG